Epinephelus moara (kelp grouper) is the source of this 1099-nucleotide messenger RNA. It is a transcript of the gene meaf6, whose product is annotated as MYST/Esa1-associated factor 6. The record is from RefSeq and is a predicted model, not a curated record. The coding region runs from base 61 to 672 and encodes 203 amino acids. Lineage: Eukaryota; Metazoa; Chordata; Actinopteri; Perciformes; Serranidae. The transcript is spliced from 8 exons. Gene Ontology annotation, cellular component: NuA4 histone acetyltransferase complex.
UCCACCAGGCGCGUUAUACCAACCAGCCUCUGUUUUGUUUCUAGAAUAGCUCGAUCCAUCAUGGCGAUGCAUGCGAAGGCGACUCCACCACAGAUCCCGGACACCCGCCGGGAGCUAGCUGAACUGGUGAAGAGGAAACAAGAACUAGCGGAGACACUGGUGAACUUGGAGAGACAAAUAUAUGCAUUUGAAGGCAGCUACCUAGAAGACACCCAGAUGUAUGGCAACAUCAUCAGAGGAUGGGACCGAUAUCUCACUAACCAGAAGAACUCCAAUAGUAAGACAGAUAGAAGGAAUAGGAAAUUCAAGGAAGCAGAGCGUUUAUUCAGCAAGUCAUCUGUCACAUCAGUUGCAGCAGUAUGUGCACUCGGUGGGAUACCGGAUCACAUGAAUGAAAAACGUGAGGCAGGCAGCGGCACAGAAAGCGACGCCUCUCCAGAUCUCCAGAAUCAAGAGAACGAGCCAAGCCAGGAGGACACGGAAGAUGUGGACACGACGCUUCAGGACCUAAAGCCUCAGAAAGCUGCUUCCUCGUCCUCCUCAGGCAGCCAUCACGGGAGCCACAAAAAGAGGAAGAACAAAAACAGACACAGUCCUUCUGCCAUGUUUGAUUAUGACUUUGAAUUUGACAUGAAGGUUAACAAGAAACCCAGAGCUGAUUAUUCAGCUUAACAAAGAUGACUGGAACACCUGGACGCACGAGGAGGAUACGUGUAGAGAAACACAAGAUUUCUGGACUCAAUGAACUUUGUUUUGCCUUUUUUUCCCAUCAGUUGUCAUAUUACAGUCUGUUCUGUGUGUAUUGCUUGAAACAUUCCCCUCCUGACACCAACACUGGGUCAAGAUUUUGACCUACCAAGUAAGUAGAUCUAUGGUGUUGCAUGUUACUUGAGGCCUGAUGAGGCUGACCUCCAGUAACACACCAUCUUGUAUAGUGUUUAAAAUGAUUGUAUUUACUAUGUAGUUCAUUUCACAUUGUGAGAAAGUUAAGCUUUUUUUUUUUUUAAGCGUCACAUAGUUGUAUAAUCCCUGAAUACCCCAGAUUCUUUUAUUACAUGGUUGUUUUGCAAAAAAAAAUAAAAUACCAGUAAUGUGAAAA